ACCACCAUACCAUUACUCGUCACCUUCCACCCGUACCUUCGAGCUUUCUCGCUCUGCCGUACCAGCUCCAUUGAUACAAACCCCACCACACACGCUGCUCGAUCUUAGCAUUCAUCAUGUCGGACCGUAUCCCUCAUCUCCGCGAGUCUUCGGUAGAUUUCGAAGAUAACUAUACCUUCGAUCGUCCUCCUCAACUCAACCUGAGCACUCAACCCGCUGGGGGUUCGUCGCCCAAUGGUGCCAGUACUGUAUCCCAAGCUGCCGUCAUCACAGAUCAGACUCCGAGGCGUAUGGCGUCUUCUCAGUUGGAAGAGGCAGGACAGCACUACCCCGCCUCCGACAGCACGGCCACUGUUAUGGCAGAUGAGGUUGCAGCUGCCACCCAAGCUGCUCUUCCCCGUCUUGACCCUGUUGUGCGAGCGCACAUCUUGUUUCACGUGAACCGUGACUACAACGGCGCCGUGCAACCCUUAACCGAGGGAGCUGUAGCCGCCCUGAACCAUGACUAUGCCUACAGCUCGGUUGCUGAAUGGGUCCAAGGGCGAUCGCAGUUCUCACCCGCUGAUCAACUGGGCUUUGACAUGUCUAACAUGCUUCCUUCUCGGAUCCGGACUUCGACUGCGGCUCGAACCGGGAGCACCGUGGAGUCGUCUUGUACCAUGGUCUCGAGGUCAACGCUCAAGUCCACGAAGACGUGGGGGGCCCACACCGUCUGUGCUGCUGGGCAGCAGUUCGAGGAUGUUUGCACCCCCAUCUACCAUUCCCAUCUUUCAUUGGAUGAUUGCGAGGAUUGCACGUGAGGUGCAAUGCCAUCUGCAUCCUGCCAGCCUCCAUGGAUUGAUACUUCAUCCCACAUCGUCAACAUCGACGUCGAUGAUCAAGGAUAAUUCAAGUAACGAAAAAGAAGAUGGCUGUGUCAGAACAAUGAUGUGAGAAUAGCAAUGUUGGUGAUACUGGUCCCCAGUAGCUACCUGCUAGGGACCUUG
Molecule: messenger RNA, 986 nt
Organism: Xylaria bambusicola
Lineage: Eukaryota; Fungi; Ascomycota; Sordariomycetes; Xylariales; Xylariaceae
Exons: 2
Coding region: 117-800 (227 amino acids)
Source: RefSeq, a predicted model, not a curated record